Molecule: messenger RNA, 2256 nt
Organism: Lachancea dasiensis
Lineage: Eukaryota; Fungi; Ascomycota; Saccharomycetes; Saccharomycetales; Saccharomycetaceae
Source: the annotation of a GenBank genome assembly
AUGGCUGUUCGGGAGUUCAAAAGGGCUUGCAACUACAAUGGACAGCAGCACUUGGUGAAUAUGGUGCAAGACAUGGAGAAAGACCUGUUUUUGGUGGAUGCAUUGGCGCCGCUUCUGGCGGUGAAGUGUGGUGAAGAGCAGUCGCGAGGCGACUGGCGAAACAGAGUGCUUCAAAAGUUGGGUAUACUGGUAGAGAGAGAUGAACAGGGCAAUGAGUGGCUCUCGAGGACCAAGACGAGAGAGCUACUGAUGGUUUUAGGUAUUCAGGACGCAUUCCAAGAAUUUUUUGGCCAAGAACAGAAUUCGCAGCCGCACGACACGGAUGAGGACGAGGACGGGGACGAUGACCAGAAUGAACACCAUGAAGACGAAGACGGUAUCAAUCGCGAAACGAUGGCCGAGAAUGGGGAAGAUGAACGCCAGGGAUUGAAGAGGGAGGAUUCGGAGCACUUAGGAAAUCACAAACAGCAGCAACAGCAUCCGGCCCAUGUAGCUGGGAAUAGUCUUGCAAGGAUAGACGAAGAGCCUAUGGUAGGUGGUCUAGACCAGCAGAAAGACGGCGAUGAAGGGAGCGACCAGGGUUUGGAGGCGCCUGCCUUCGGUGCGGAACAGAUCCCCAAACGUGCGAUGCACGAUCAGCAAUUAGGGUCACCUUUGAAGAAACUCAAACCUGCAGAUAACUUUCCUUCCACAGAAUACGUGGCUACGCAUGACUUACACUUGCCCACCCCUCUGACUGUUCAAGCGGCAAAGAAGCCCCGCACUGACUACCAACCUGACGAUCGUGUUAAGUUGGAGCAUCUGUUGCAACAUGUCCUGUUUUCCGAGGGUCAGUCAGUUGAAUUUGAAACUGCACUUGCUAAUAUGGGGAUGAUUUAUCCACAUAACCAACUGGACCUGGAUAUUCCCAUCGAUGAACACGGCAACACGCCUUUGCAUUGGCUUUGUUCCGUAGCCAACGUGAGACUAUCAAAGGACUUGAUAAGAAACGGCGCCGAUAGAUUGUUAGGAGAUAAAUCGGGCGAGUCGGCUUUAGUGAAGGCAGUCAAAUCUGUCAAUAACUAUGACUCGGGUACAUUUGAAGAGCUGUUAAAUUACCUCUACCCUUGUCUAAUACUUCUGGAUGACAUGGGUAGAACUGUACUGCAUCAUAUUGUAAUUACAUCAGGUAUGCCAGGAUGUGCUGCUGCGGCCAAAUACUAUCUAGACAUUCUCAUGGGGUGGAUAGUCAAAAACCAAACUCGUAACGCGUCACCUGAGAGUGAUAUUAUAUUAUCUACUUUGGACCUGAAAUGGUUCAUAAGUUAUAUUCUCAACGCCCGAGAUAUAAACGGCGACACAUGUUUGAAUAUCGCCUCAAGGUUGGGCAACGUUUCGAUAGUCGAAGCUUUGUUGGAUUACGGUGCCGACCCCAGGAUUUCGAACAAUUCCGGCUUGCGGCCGGUUGACUUUGGCGCAGGCGCUACAAAACUCGAUACCUCACAGGCUUCUAAUGUGAGAGGCGAAGGACCCGCGUCCGCUGUGGGCCCUGAUCCUUCCGUACUGAUAAACAACAUUCAAUCGCUCAUCAAUACAAUAUCACAAGAUUACGAUAUGGAGGUAAGGCAACAUAAAGAUCAGCUUUCAAGGUUACAUGCAGAUCUUAACGCGCAACGAAAAGUUCUGGCAACUUCUAGAGAGAAGCUCGUCCAUGCUCGACAACUUCGCGACGAACACACCCAACUAACAGAGCAAAUAUCUAAUAUUCAGCAGGCGAUAGUUGAAGAGGAUGCCACCUUCAAAAAAGUUAGUGGCGAACUAGGAAUCGACGAUGAGUCUCUAGAAAUGGCUGAGUUUGAUGCUGACGAACCAUUUCGUAUCGACUUUAUUUAUGACUUUUUGGAAAAGAAGCUACAAUCUGAUUAUAAGGGUGAUUUAACGGAAAUGUUCGAAAAGACUUCAGUAGACAGCCUCAUGACACAAUUGACUAACGAAAAUUCGGGCCAUGAGGAGACUAUACCACCAGAGGUUCUUCUUCGAGCCAGAAUCAGUGCAUAUGAAAAGAAUGGGCAUAACUUGGACGACUCUCUGCGAAGUGUCCAAGAAAAACAAGCACACCUGGAAGGAAGGUUCAGAAGAGUUCUCUCCCUGUGCUUGAAAGUGGAAGAGGAUAAGGUAGAUGGAAUGCUUGACGGAUUACUACAGGCUAUUUCCACCGAGGACCCUGAUGAUUUUGACACUAGUGAGAUGCAAAAAUUUUUGAGCAAACAUGCGUGA